This is a messenger RNA of Ricinus communis (castor bean), 2535 nucleotides long. Its product is annotated as transcription termination factor MTERF5, chloroplastic. Lineage: Eukaryota; Viridiplantae; Streptophyta; Magnoliopsida; Malpighiales; Euphorbiaceae. The transcript is spliced from 4 exons. Gene Ontology annotation, biological process: regulation of DNA-templated transcription. The record is from RefSeq and is a predicted model, not a curated record. Bases 347 to 1768 code for a protein of 473 amino acids. Gene Ontology annotation, molecular function: double-stranded DNA binding.
UAUUUAUAUGAAUUAGAGCUGAUAACGGGAUAAAUUGACAAAUUUCUAAAUGUCAUGGGUGAUAUGGUAAAAACAAAAAAAAAUCAAUUUGGGGUAACUUGGACCACUUGUAAGUUGAGGGGUCAGCUAAGCCGUUUUUAAUCUUAAUUCCUAUCUUCCAGCGGCAGGGAGAGAGAUAUUAUUAGUGAGGCAGCCAACAUCUUAAACACCAGACAUUUUCUCUGGUUGCUCGCCUGGAAAAAAGAAGAAGAAGAAGAAGAAGAAGAAGAAGAUAUUGAAGCAAGAAAGCUACUUCCUUUAAACUCCAACCAUUAAACCCAAAACCACUUCCCUUUUUAAGCUCCAAAUGAUGAAAGCAUACACUGCAAUUCGCUCCACCCAGCUCACUUGUCUCUCUAGAGGAGUUUUGCAAGUUUCAAGGCCUUGGCUAUCUUUUCCUAGGAAACUCUUCUUUUGCCAAGCAGCCAUUGAUGGAUCAGUCGGCUUGAGAGUGGUGCCUCCAACCCUAUUGGCAGCAGAAAAAGAAGAAGCCAAGGCUGUCUUAACCUUGUUCUUGAAGAAACAAGGUUUGAGCAAUGCAGUUGCUGUGAGAACUACCAAGUCGUCAGACCUGUUCAUUGACCACCUCGUCGCUAGGCUUCAUUCUGUUCAUAAAUCUCGGUAUCUAGUAGGACGAGAGCUCACAACUCUAGAGAUCAGGGAUGCUCUCAUUCCGUACCUUGAAUCUCUACUUGAAGAGCAUGGAAGUGUUCUGGUAGAUUUAGUGGAGAACUUUUCAAACCCACCUGAUAAAGGAAAGCCAGUUGCACUUGUUACUCCACCCAAAGUAACUGUCAACUCUAAGAAACUGAAAGCUGUGUCCAGAGUAAGUGAGACAGGCCCUGCUGGGCAGCUUCCUCCUCAUAUUCUCUAUCUCAUGGACCUUGGCAUGGAUCUUGAGCAGAUCAAAGGCAUUACAAGCAGAUUCCCUGCUUUUGCUUACUACAGCUUGGAGGGCAAAAUUAAGCCAGUUGUUGAGUUCCUUCUUGAUCUUGGGAUACGCAAGACAGAUCUUCCAACUAUCUUUGUUAGAAGGCCCCAACUUUGUGGAAUUAGUCUCUCUGAAAAUCUCAAACCCACUAUGACAUUCUUGGAAAAUUUGGGUGUGGACAAGAGACAAUGGGCUAAAGUUAUAUACCGUUUUCCAGCACUUCUUACUUACAGCAGGCAAAAGGUUGAGCUGACUGUAGAUUUCCUUAAUGAGAUGGGCCUCUCAGCAGAAAGCAUCGGUAAGAUUCUAACUCGAUGUCCUAACAUUAUAAGUUACAGUGUGAAUGACAAACUAAGGCCGACAGCUGAAUACUUCCGUUCGUUGGGGGUUGAUGUUGCUGUUCUUCUGUACCGAUGUCCACAGACUUUUGGUCUCAGCCUCGAGGCCAACUUGAAGCCUGUCACAGAAUUUUUCUUGGAAAGGGGAUACAGUAUAGAGGAAAUUGGAACUAUGAUUCAAAGAUAUGGAGCUUUAUAUACUUUUAGCUUGGCAGAGAAUUUGAUACCAAAAUGGGACUUUUUUUUGACCAUGGAUUAUUCAAAAGAAGAGCUGGUGAAAUUUCCUCAGUAUUUUGGCUACAGUUUGGAAGAGAGGAUAAAACCAAGGUAUGCACUAGUGAAGGAGGCUGGGGUCAAACUGCUGCUGAACCAGGUUCUAUCAUUAUCAUAUUGCAACUUUGAUAAGGUCUUGAAAAAGAAAAUUCAGAAAAUGCUUUCUGAGAAGGCCUUAAAUGAUUGAAAUAGCGGUGAAGAUCGUCAAGAAGGAAUUGAAGAGCGAGGCUUCUUAGUGAUAGUAUAAUAAUUCAGGGUGACCAUUGUGAAAUACCGUGAUGGAAUAAUUGCCUGGUCAAUACAGUAUUGAUGCUCUUAAUGGACACAAUUAUGUCGUGUCGAUGAAAAUACAAAUGCAGAGCUGCAUUUGUAAGAUGGGGCAUAUCUAUUAUACUCUGCGAGCUGAUUAAACAUAUUCAGCAUGCCCAUGUUGCUAUUACAGUAAAGUUUAAUCGGCUGGAUUUGCAGAUAAUGGGCAUGGCCUUAUUAGGAUGAACUAACUGGAGUACGAGAGUAGACAAGUUAGAUGCCUAAUCCUGCAUACUGAAUUCAGCAUGGUUUAUUUUUUUUAGAAUGGGAUUAUUUGAGAUGCACGGCAGCAAAAUGAAUCUGAUUUAUUCCCUUCUGUUGGAACAACCCUGUAUCUAUUUCUAUAGGAAGGCACUAUUAUGUUAUUCGUAGGCGUUCUGUAUGUUUCAGUAUCCUGUAUUUCAAAUGUUCCGUUGAAAAGAAGUUAUGUAUAUGGUCAUUAUUGUUCGAGAGAAAAGUGAUACAAAGUAGUGGUGGUGGUGUUCUUAUUCGGCAAACAAUACCAGAAAAUGAGCAUGGGGGGGGUUGCAUUUGGGAGAAAUGGUGAAACAGGCAGUGAUACUCUUGAUUGUUCAUAUAGUACUUGCGUGAUGUUCUGGGAAGUGAAAUGUUAUAUAUGCAUAUAUUAGUUGAUUGAAGAUGAAA